UGAAACGAUCCAUUAGGCUACUGACAACCUCUUCAAAGCGUGUGUUCUUUCGCGAGACAGACGGGAACUACAUGAACUUUCACGAAUAUUUCGUUUACGUCUGGUAAUCAAUGCAGGACUCAUUUCUCAUACAAAUCUGUUCAAAUUGAUCAUCUGCUAUGGAUUUGAGGGACUCAUCUCCAACCUCCCCUCCUCCGCCAUCUCUGGAAAAUGGAGAAUCAGUCAUUGAUACCAAUCCUGCGUCCUGCUUCAUGAAACCUGCCAAAUCCCUCUCCACCUCUGAAACCACUACCACCAAGUCCCCAACAGCUUGCUCAGAUACUCCCAAGACACCCCAAAACAUCUUGCCUGUUUUCACAGCCACAACCAAAGUGGAUGCCUCCCCAGGCUCCAUCAAAGCAUGUACUUUCUCCAUCAAUCCUCCUGGCACCAGCGCAGCACCAUCGCCAAACACCUCAGCCAUGUCUUCCAGUUCCUCAAAGCUCGCAGCUUCCUCUGCUGCCUCCUUAUCACCUGAUUCGGAGUCAGCCUCUGGCACAAAACAAAAGCCCUCUUUACCUCGACCGAAGAGUUUUCAACUGCUGGCCAAGAGAGUGAUCAUGCAAGAGAAGAUGAGGAAGGCCGCAGAGGCAGAGUCUUUUGAAGAAGAGGAAGAGGAGGAGGACUUGCCCUUUGAAGAGCUGGAAGAAAAGGCCAAGGGUGGAGAUGCAAAGUAUCAGAGCCAACUGGGUAAGUACUACCUGAAACUGGCCGAGGAGAGAGACAAAGAAGAGAAUGAACAGCUGGCUGUGGAGUGGUUUGUGCAGGCUGCCAAACUGGGCCGCAAGGACGCGGCUAAGAUGCUACAGCGCUGCUGGAUUCAGAGGAGAGGCAUCACUCCAAAGAAUGAUGCGGAGGUACGCAAGCUCUCAACGGAGAGCAAGUUUGAGCAGGCGGUGAGGCGGGCAGCCAUGAUGAUGUUCCAGAAGCUCAAUCCAGACGGGAAGAAGACCGUGGCUAUGUCCGAAAUGCUCCAGAAUGUCGACCAGGUCAAUGCAGUGCCAGGAACAGCGGCCACCUCCAUUGACAAACAAAAGAGACUCCUGGAGAACAUGGUGGCCAAUGAAUCUGGACAAUAUGUUGACCUAGACCAUUUUGUGGAAAUCACCAAGAAAUACACAGAGAGCAUUGCACCGGUCACCAUUCAGGAUGAAAGGAUAAAUGAUGCCCAGGAGUCUAUUAAAACAGAUGUGUGUAAACAGGAAUCGAGUGAGAUGGUCCCCUCGAACCGCAGGUUGAAAAGGCACAGCUGGGGCACUGAAAUGAUGCUGGGCAACAGACGCAGGUUUGCCAUGAAGAGAGCCAUCGAUAUUAAAGCUCACUUUCUGGGCCUUCAGUACCCUCUGAACAUCAUCCUGUCCAUGAAGGACCAGCUGGUCGAUUGGGCCUCCCGGGCCGGCGUCCAGUGGCUGAGCACGAUCAUCCCCACGCACCACGUCAAUGCCCUCAUCUUCUUCUUCAUCAUCAGCAAUCUCACCAUCGACCUGUUUGCCUUCGCCAUCCCCCUGUUCAUCUUCUACCUCUCUUUUAUCGCCAUGGUGAUCUGCACGCUCCGCAUCUUCCAGAGCAGCAAGGGCUGGGAGAACUUCAGUGCGAUCACGGCGCUGCUGACGCGCUUCGAGCCCAGUCUGGACGUGGAGCAGGCCGAGACCAACUUCGGCUGGAACAACCUGGAGCAGUACUUCUACUUCAUGACGUCGGUCAUCUUCGUCAUCUUUACUUUCCCGGUGGCGGACAAGGGCUGGAUCCCGUGCUCGGAACUGUCUACAGUGGCCAUCUUCUUCACGGCCCUCAGCUACAUGAGCCUGAGCCCCACGGCAGCCACCUACGCGCGGAAGGCCAUCUUCAUCGAGGUGGCGUCGUCCGCCUGCACCAUGACCAGCCGCCUGCCCGACACCAUGGUCAUGGUACGCAUGCUGGGCAAGACGUUUACCACCGUGCCCCUGGGCCACUCAGUUGUGCUCAAGCUCAGCUUGCCCUGUCUACUCUACAUCUACCUCUUCUACCUGUUCUUCAGGAUGGCGAGGAUGCGCGGCUUCAGUGGGACCUACUGCUUCCUGGUGCCCUACCUGGUGUGCUUCAUGUGGUGGGAGUUCUCCGUGGUGCUGCUGCAGCACUCCACCCCCGUGGGCCUCAUGCGCACCUGCGUGGCCUACUUCCUGCUGCUCUUCGCCCUGCCCGUCCUGGCCGUUGGCCUGGCCAUGAUGCUGUUCAUCCAGAUGGUCAAGUGGUUCGUGGAACUGGAGCUGACCAAGAUGCUGGUGACCCUGGCAGUGUGCGCCGUUCCGGUCACCCUGCGCCUGUGGACGCGCUUCAGCCUGUCCAUCCUGGACGUCUUCCACUCCAUCACCCACCGUGGCCCCGUCAAGCUCAUCCUGAUCUGCAUCAGCACCAUCAUCCUUCUCUGUGGGGUCUACCUAUACAAUGUGGAGGGGCUCAAGGUGUACAACUCCACGAUGACCUGGCCGAAGUACAGCAAGUACUGCGGUCCGCCGGCGUGGCAGGCCCGGGGCAUGGCGCAGACGCAGAUCUGGUGCAGCCACCUGGAGGGACACCGGGUCACCUGGACGGGCCGCUUUCGCCACGUGCGCGUGGCCGAGACUGAGAACGGGGCCCAGUCGGUCAUCAAUCUGCUGCCGGUGUUCAUGGCUGACUGGAUGCGCUGCCUGUACGGACAGGCCUACCCCAAGUGUGAGCCGGUCAACGCGACCGCCUCCGGAGUGAACGGGUCGGCCCAGCACGUUCUGCUCCAACAGCAGCAAGAGGAGGAGGAGAUGUGCCAGAUCAAGAUGCUGGCCAAUCACCAGUGCCACGUCAAGCGCUUCGACAGCUACCGCUUCGAGGUCACCGUGGGGAUGCCUUUCGACGGCACCGGCCCUUCGGUCGAUGACCCGAGCUCUGACAUUGUCCUGCGGGCCAGCCACGAGUUCCAACAGGUCCUGUUGAACCUUGACCCGGGGAGCAUGGUGGAGUUCAGCACCAAGCUGGAGGGACGGCUGGGGGCCAAGCUUCCUGUGUUUGAGCUCAAGGCCAUCCACUGCCUGGACUGCAAGUCCUCCCUCGUGCCCGAGGGCCGUCAGGUGAAGAUCGAGCGCAACUGGCGACACAGCGUGAUGCGCUCCAUUAAGUUCGCCUUCGACUUCUUCUUCUCCCCGUUCCUCUCUGCCAGGAUCUGAUGGGUCUGCCCACUCAGGACCAGAGAGGUAAAACUGAACAUUAAUGCCAAUUAUGAGUAUUUUAACAUGGGAGACAGGCAAUAACUAUAUUUAUAUUUAUAUCACUUAGCAGAUGUUUCUUUUCAAAGAAAAUUGGAGUAAUAGAAAGGUAUACAUUUUAUCUAUGUCUGUGUGCCUUAGUAUUUUUUUGAAGAAUGUCUGAGCUGCUCUUCUUGUUGGUAGCUGUCUAAGUUAAUUCAAAGUCAUUGGAUGACAUGAAGCAACAACUGAGCGAAAUUCAUUUACAAAAUGCUCAUUGCCUUAAUCAUCAAGAUAAUGUCUUUUUCUUGAUAUGACAGUAAAGGAGAUUGUUCAA
This is a messenger RNA of Alosa sapidissima (American shad), 3570 nucleotides long. RefSeq names its product Wolfram syndrome 1a (wolframin) (gene wfs1a). The transcript has 10 exons. Bases 159 to 3215 code for a protein of 1018 amino acids. Gene Ontology annotation, cellular component: endoplasmic reticulum membrane; endoplasmic reticulum. Gene Ontology annotation, molecular function: protein binding. The record is from RefSeq and is a predicted model, not a curated record. Gene Ontology annotation, biological process: endoplasmic reticulum unfolded protein response; calcium ion homeostasis. NCBI's taxonomy places the organism in Eukaryota, Metazoa, Chordata, Actinopteri, Clupeiformes, Clupeidae.